AGGAUAUCGAAGUGAUGUGAUAUCUUUGAUUGUUGUCUCGUGGGAACCGUAGCAAGAUCAUUACCUGAGAAGUUGACUGAUUUCAUAGAGAUGCUUAUUCUUGGAGGCGCUGGUUAAUAUGCCUUGUUGUGGUGGUGAUGAAAUGGCUUCACUCAAACCAGGCGGGGAUGAAGUCAUGAUAUACGAGCCACAAUGACCCAGGAAAGCCUUGAAUACCCGUCGAUUCCGUUUAAAUAACCUUCUUGUUAGCUCCUAAACCGCCAAGUCUCUUGAAUUGUAUCAUCCUUCUUUAGCAUCGCCUCAACACACGUCUCUCACCAACCUCGUGCUCCAUCCUAUUCCUAUCAUUGGCUCAUCAACAUGACCCCCAAACCACGACAACAUCUUUAACAAGUCUCGCUCGGUCCUCAAUUCGAUCAAUUCCACCCCCUGCAUCGCCCCGUUUCUUCACCAGACAAAGCCAAGAUCGUAUUUGACGUCUCGCCUAUCGAAUCAUAGCUUCGCAAGGACGCACACUUCUUGCGGGAGGGCGGAUAGUUUAACCGUUCCUUUGGGUGUUUAAAGGGAGCUUGGGACCCACGAUCAUCCGUCGACUGCAGCUUGUGUAUGCUUUGACCAGUGCUUAUCGACCUUUUGUUGAUGGUUCUCUUGCUUGAUCAUGGAUUGAGAAUAUCGCUGUCGUGGAGACAGCAGCUAAACUCUUGAUACUCUAUUAUUGUUGUUAACCUGAAUGAGAUGGCGGUGCUUCAUCAGUAUGAUUACAUCUUUGCUCUUACUGUUAUCUUUGCCUGCCUCGAUGCUUGGAACAUUGGCGCCAAUGAUGUCGCCAAUUCGUUUGGCACAUCGGUCUCUUCGAGAUCGCUGACCAUGAAGCAAGCAAUGCUCGUAGCAGCAGUUUGCGAGUUCAGUGGCAGUGUAUCAGUCGGGUCUCGAGUAGCGGAUACCAUCCGAACAAAGAUCGUCGACCCUCAUCACUACGACAGUUCACCUGGCGUCCUACUGCUUGUCAUGAUGUGCACUAUCAUGUCAUCUUCGCUCUUCCUCACAUUUGCGACUCGGCAAGGAUUACCCGUCUCGACGACACAUUCACUUAUCGGAGGACUCGUUGGAGCAGCUACGGCGUCGAUAGGUAUCACGAAGAUCAAUUGGGGAUGGCAUGGCGUGUCGCAGAUCUUUGCGGCGUGGAUCAUUGCGCCGUUGAUCGCGGGCUGUAUGGGAUUUAUGCUGUUCAUGUUCACCAAGAAGUUCAUCUUGACGAAACAAACAGCUGUUAGGAGGGCAUUCUACUCCAUCCCGUUCUAUACCUACUUGACAGUAGGUGCACUCACGAUGCUUCUCGUCUGGAAAGGGAUUCAUACUAUCAACUUAUCUACUCGAGAUAUCGUCAUCUCGGUCUUUGCUACAGCUACCGGAAUGACUCUCCUCCAGAUCUUUUUUCUGCUCCCCUUUCUAUGGACGAGAAUCAUGCACGAGGAUUGGACUCUCAAAUGGUACCAUGUCUUUCAAGGACCGCUUCUCCUCUGGCGAUCACCACCUCCGCCGACUCCAGCUGGAUUCACCAAGCCUCGCAUCAGAGACUACUACCAGGGACAUCUCACACAGGAGGAACUCAACCAUCUACGUACCUCCGAGACUCUCCUUCAAUCGAUUCAGACGCCAGACGGCCAGUUACCCGACCUGGAUCGCGACGAUGAAUGGAUUCUCCCACCGCCAGCUCAGACACCCCCCAAAACACCGCCAGGCCGCUUCGAGCCUCGUGCUUCGUCAGAAUUUAUACCUCCACGACCCGACGGCCCAUGGAGCAGUCCAAAAGUAAUGGCAUGGAAAGUGAACCGGGUACUACUCCGCGGACUGGAGAAGGACGUCGUGGCCAUGCAGAAGCGAAACAACAUCCUCAACUGGGACUUGGAAGACAUGCACGCUCGAUCAGCGCACUACGACAACCGUGCAGAGUACAUGUAUUCCGCUCUCCAGAUCCUCACCGCCGCAACAGCAUCUUUCGUCCACGGCGCAAACGACGUCAGCAACGCAGUCGCCCCGUUCACAACAGCAUACCAAGUGUGGUCCAGCGGAGAAAUCCCCGAAUUCGUCGCCAUACCGAUCUGGAUCCUCGUGGUAGGCGGUGCAUGCAUCGUGGUAGGACUAUUGACCUACGGCUACCACGUCAUGCGGACGCUAGGCAAUCGUUUGACACUCAUAUCGCCAAGUCGCGGUUUCUGCAUGGAACUUGCGAGUGCAAUCACUGUGCUCAUGGCGACGAGGCUGUCUUUACCCGUGUCUACUACGCAGUGCAUUACGGGCGCUACGGUGGGCGUUGGGCUGGCCAAUGGGGAUUGGAGAUGUAUCAAUCCGAAGCUUGUGCUUUGGAUUUACAUGGGUUGGUUAAUUACGUUGCCUGUGACGGGAGUCAUUUCGGGCUGUUUGAUGGCAUUGAUCAUCAAUGCGCCGAGGUGGGACGGGUGAUUACAUCGAAGUGUUUGUAUUUCUGGGCUUAGCGAUGAUACCUAUUCUAUAUGCUUGUUUGCGCUUAUGAUAAAAUGACUAUACUUAGAAGUAUAUACUAGAAACCUUGAUUGCUUGAGACUCAAUUAACUCAUGUCAGAAGAGACCAA
Fusarium verticillioides 7600 is the source of this 2612-nucleotide messenger RNA. Its product is annotated as PiT family inorganic phosphate transporter. The coding region runs from base 736 to 2463 and encodes 575 amino acids. The transcript is spliced from 2 exons. Gene Ontology annotation, cellular component: membrane. NCBI's taxonomy places the organism in Eukaryota, Fungi, Ascomycota, Sordariomycetes, Hypocreales, Nectriaceae. Gene Ontology annotation, biological process: phosphate ion transmembrane transport. The record is from RefSeq and is a predicted model, not a curated record.